Messenger RNA from Drosophila pseudoobscura, 3648 nucleotides. RefSeq names its product probable phospholipid-transporting ATPase IF. Gene Ontology annotation, molecular function: ATPase-coupled intramembrane lipid carrier activity; ATP hydrolysis activity; magnesium ion binding. The transcript has 5 exons. Gene Ontology annotation, biological process: phospholipid translocation. NCBI's taxonomy places the organism in Eukaryota, Metazoa, Arthropoda, Insecta, Diptera, Drosophilidae. Gene Ontology annotation, cellular component: endoplasmic reticulum; plasma membrane. The record is from RefSeq and is a predicted model, not a curated record. Bases 395 to 3604 code for a protein of 1069 amino acids.
ACUCGACUCCGAAAGCGUAGAGCUAAUCUAUCGUCACCGGAAAUUCAAAUCAUUUACUAAAUGGAAUAACAAUAAAAACAUAUCAAAACAAAACAUAUGGAUUGGAUACCCUUCUGACAGUCCACUUACAGUUCAAUAAACACUCGAAGUGUUUAUAAAUACAUGCCAUUAUUGGGUCCUAAUCAAACUCUGGGCAAUUUCGGUGGCAAUUUUGUCGCCAAUCCACGAUUGCCCAAGAGUCAGUCUUUCUUUUGUCCCAGAAGGUAGCACGCGCGCGCACUAUAUUCUCUACGAUUAUAAUGAUUUAAGCUAAAUACAAACUGAAAGAACAUAUAUAAAGUAGACAUAUAUGUAGAUAGAUAGAUAGAUAGAUAUAUUAUUAAAUAGUUGUGAUAUGGGUGCAUCCAAGAAGAAGCUCGCUGAUCCACUGCGGAUACAAAUCGGUGGUGGUGGCAUCAAUGGUGACCCCAAAAAGCAGCCGCAGCCCCUCAAUCGUGUGACGACUACCAAGUACACCUGGAUGACAUUCCUGCCCCUCAACUUUUACGAACAGUUCCGCAGAGCGGUCUACUUUUACUUUCUGAUCAUCACAAUCGUCUCAUUCUUCGUGAAUGACACGAUAUCUCCGCUUGUUUCAUUGAUUCCUUUGCUGUUUGUUAUGGUCAUAACAGCCCUAAAAGAGGGCCUGGAGGACCUCUCACGUUCAAGGAGUGAUAAAAUUGUCAACACUGCCAGAGUCACCGUCAUCCGCAAUGGCCAGGAGCAGUGCAUCGACUCGGAGUUCAUUGUACCCGGCGAUCUUGUGGUUGUGACCAGCAAUGGCGACAUACCCUGCGACCUGGUGCUCCUCCAGUCAUCGCGAACAGACAACAAGUGCUUUAUUACCACAGCCAAUCUGGAUGGCGAAACGAAUCUGAAGACCAUCUUUGCCCCAACGAACUACACGCUCGCCAUGGAGGGCUGCAUUGUGUGCGAGGCGCCAACCCCGGAUCUCUACAGCUUCAAUGGACGGCUAGAGCCGGAGAGUGAUGGCCAGGCUCUUCCGUUGACGCUUGAGAAUCUGCUGUUGCGUGGCGUUCGUGUCAAGGGCACGGAGCGUAUAGUGGGCUGUGCCAUCUACACGGGAAUGCACACUAAGCUGCAGCUGAACAGCCGCUAUACGGGCAACAAGUCCGCUUCCAGCGAGAAGUACAUCAACAAAUUCAUGGUGGCUCUCAUCCUAGGCAUGAUAGUCGUUGUGGUGAUACUAUACAUGAUCGAACGGCACAAGGAGGCCAAAGUGGUGCCGACAAUGCCGUACCUGGGACCACCGCCGAACUUCAAUUCGUUCUGGCAAAUCUUCGAGGACUUCCUGUCCUUUCUGCUGCUGUUCAACUACAUGGUGCCAAUAUCCGCCUACAUGAACAUCGAGCUGUAUCGCAUAGCCGGCUCGCACUUCAUGCAAUCCGAUCUGCAUUUGUACGACGAGGAGACCGAUCAGCCCUGCCAGGUGAAUGCCUCCAAUCUGAAUGAGGAGUUGGGACAGGUCAACAUUCUGUUCUCGGACAAGACCGGCACUCUCACCAAAAACCUCAUGAACUUUCUCAAAUGCUAUGUGGCCGGCAGGGACUACCAUCUGCAGAGGACCCAGCUCUAUUCGCCAGCCUCCGAUGAGAAGUUGGAUCUGGAAAUGCUGGAGACGGAGGCCAUCAAGUUCUUUGAGGCUUUGACCAUCUGCCAUACGGUGGAACUGCUGCCGCUGUCAGGUGAAGGCUGCUCCUCCGAAGCAGGACUAUCCGAAAAGAGUAGCCUUAUGUCGACUGGCGAUGUUGUGGGCCGAUACCAGGCCUCCAGUCCCGACGAGAAGGCCCUGCUCGAGGGUUGUGCCAAUCUGGGUUUGGUUUUCGAGGGCUGCCACAGCAAUCGCCUACGCGUUCGUCGCUAUCCAAAUGGAGAGGAGCUGCAGUACGAGCGUCUUCAUGUGCUCGAAUUUAGCUCGGAACGGAAGCGUAUGAGCGUCAUUGUUCGGGAUCGGCAGGGCACCAUCUGGCUGUAUAGCAAGGGUGCCGAAAGCAUUAUCUUUCCGCGCUGCAACAGGAGUCCCGAGCUGGUUCGGACCGAUGCUCAGAUCACGGAAUAUGCUAAGCAGGGUCUGCGCACUCUGGCCGUGGCCAGACGCAUCCUCACCGAGGAGGAAUACACCAGCUUCAUGACCCAAUACAGGAAUUCAAAUAUACAGCUGGACAACAGGAAGGACCUCAUAGCGAAGUGCUACGAAACUGUGGAAAUCGGACUCGAUCUGCUUGGGGCCACUGCUUUGGAGGAUGCCCUGCAGGAUAAUGUGGGCGAGACAAUGGGUGCUUUGAGGGCUGCGGGCCUAAAGAUAUGGGUACUCACUGGCGACAAGGUGGAGACCGCCUUCAACAUUGGCCUCGCCUGCCAGCACAUAUCUCCCGAAGCACGGGUACACUAUAUGGUAAAUGUGACCGAACAACCGAAGCUACUGUCACAGCUCGGAGAAAUUGAUGCUGCCAUCGGAAAGCACUCAGAGGAUGCCCUGGUGAUUGAUGGCGUCACGGUGGCCGCCCUGCUGACACACACGCCCAACGAGUUUGCUGAUGUGGCCCUCAAAUGUGGAGCCGUACUGUGCUGCCGCUUAAGUCCGCUGCAGAAGAGCGAAAUUGUGACACUAAUCAAGCGAAGGAAGAAGAGCCACAUCACGGCGGCCAUUGGAGAUGGAGCAAACGAUGUGUCCAUGAUACAGGAGGCGCACAUUGGCAUUGGGAUCGCGGGGCGUGAGGGCAAGCAGGCGGCACGCAGUGCGGACUAUGCGAUUGCCAAGUUCGAGAUGCUACAGCGUCUGCUCCUCGUCCAUGGGCACUACAACUCGGAGCGACUGGCCUUCCUGGUGCUCUUCUACUGCUACAAGAAUAUCAUCAUCACUGGGUGCAUGGCCCUGUUCCAGGUCUACGAUCUGUAUUCGGCCACAAAUGUGUACAACUCUCUGUUUUUGUGGCUGUUCGAUAUUGUCUAUAUCUCGUUCAGUUUUACCAUUUUGGCUAUAUCCGAUAAACCGUACAGCGAGGAGACGCUUCUUAGAUAUCCAGAACUUUACAAGCAACUGUCCCAUAACAAGCAGACAUCGUGGGGUAUCUUCAGCAUGUGGAUACUCAAUGGUGCUCUCCAGUGUCUCAUUAUAUUCUACUUUGCCUAUGCCGUACUCAAUGACGACAAUGUAGUGUACAAUGUGGGGCAGACCGCUGGUUUCCAGACCUUUGGCACCAUGCUCAUAACUAUUAUUGUGAUUGUGGGCAACCUGAAGCUCCUGCUGGUGGCCCACUACAUGACCUACCUGAACUUUGCCAUUAUUUUGGCCUCCAUUGGCGCCUUUAUGCUGACAACGUACCUUUACAAUCUGCUUACUAGCUCGGAGCUCUACUUGGUCUACAAUCUGCUGCUGGGCUCUCUGCCCAUUUGGCUAUAUACGAUCAUAUGCUCGGUGACUUGUUUACUACCCGAUUUCACAAUGAAGGUCGUUAAGGACAUGCUCAGGCAACCAACGCCGCCAUCCGACAUAAAGCGAGCACCAAAUGAAUGCGACAAUCCUAAAGAUGUGAAUGUCUGAGAAACUUUUAUAAAGUAUAAUGAAUAAAAUGAAUACAAAUAAAA